Gongylonema pulchrum is the source of this 201-nucleotide messenger RNA. Lineage: Eukaryota; Metazoa; Nematoda; Chromadorea; Rhabditida; Gongylonematidae. The record is from the annotation of a GenBank genome assembly.
AUGUGUGAUGCAGAGGAGGACGAGGAACGAUUCGAAAUGGAGGAGAAUGAUUACGACGAUUCAGAAGGUAAUGACAGUGAUGAGGAAAGAAUGGAGGAGGACCCGCCUGAAGAAGACGUAAAAAGCGCCGUGAAACGGGUGGUCAGCGAGGGAUGGAGUGAUGUGGCUGAAUGUACAGCCCCUAAGAAGAAACGCUCAUGA